Molecule: messenger RNA, 815 nt
Organism: Hibiscus syriacus
Lineage: Eukaryota; Viridiplantae; Streptophyta; Magnoliopsida; Malvales; Malvaceae
Exons: 5
Coding region: 1-726 (241 amino acids)
Cellular component (GO): mitochondrial outer membrane
Source: RefSeq, a predicted model, not a curated record
AUGUGGUUGAAUUUAAGGUUGCAAAGGUCCAGAAUGCAGGAGAUCCAUCAACUGUUACUGGGGCCACCAUAUUUUCAUCCGGCACAGAGGCAAAGGCAGGAAUUCAAGGAACGAAACGAUGGGACAAAGGAUUCACAGCCAGCGUCACCAAUAAUUGCUUCAUUCUGCAAAGCAGUAUUCAAAGCGAAACUUCAUGAAGGAAUUCUUGAUGGCCAAAACUUAGAAGUGUCAUUUGAUAACUUCCCAUAUUAUUUGAGUGAAAAUACAAAAAAUGUGCUGAUAGAAGCUUCAUUUAUUCACCUCAAGCACAAAAAGCAUGCCAAGUAUACUUCAGAGCUAACAUCUGUUAAUCCGAGGAUUUUACUCUCUGGUCCUGCAGGGUCUGAGAUAUAUCAGGAGAUGUUGACAAAGGCACUUGCUAAUUAUUUUGGGGCGAAAUUGCUCAUUUUUAGCAGUCAUGCUUUUUCGGGUGAUUUGUCUGCGGAGGAAACACAGCUGCUGAAGGAUGGAAUCAAUGCAGAAAAAUCAUGUAUCUACACCAAACAGAGCCCUGGACCGACUGAUUUGGCCGAGGGUUUGCCAACUGUUGAAGCAGUAACUUCAAGCCCUGUGGCCGCCCCUGCGUGUGUGCUGGAAUCUCAACCAAUGACAGAAGCUAUUACCAUGCCUUCCUCAUCUAGGACAUCUAAGAAUCAAAUGUUUAAUAUAGGUAUUUACAGUUUCUGAAAGACCUUUCACUUAAGGUUUUUGUGUUAUUAACAUUUUAUAAGUUUUUACUUUUCGACUAUUACCCUAACAUGGAACGUCCAGGUGAC